CAAAAGAAAAAUAAAACCAUGUAGAACGUUCUACCAAGAAAUUUAAAUUUCAAACUAAAAGUAUGUGUCACUAGCAUUCAUCCAAAGAUCUUCAACUGAAAGCUUUUUUGAACAAAGCAUUUGAUUUAUAUAAAACGCUAAUUACUGCAAAUGCUUCAACCUAUAAUAAUCGAAAGUUAAUUAAUGAAAAAUUUAAUAUUAAUUUAACGAGAAAAGAUAUAAAUAAUUUCAAACAAAAGAUAAAAUUUAAUCUUGUCGGGAAUCACAGUGAUCCAGAAUUAUUACAAACAUGGAUUGAUCAAAUUUUAAAUGAAAACCAGAGCAAUUCCAUUCAAAUUCAAAUUAAUGAAAAUGGUACUUUAGAAUGUUUAUUUAUUCAAACUUCUCAAAUGAAAACAUGGUUUGCGAAAUAUGUAAAUAGAGCACAUAUAGAUUGAACGUUUAAAGUAAACAUCGAAAAUUAUCAAUUAUAUGUAUGUUUGGCACAAAAUGCAAAUUUAAAAGGUGUACCUGUGGCUUAUUGUUUAAUGACCAGUGAAAAUAAAGACAAUUUAGAGUUUUUCUAUUUGGCGAUGAGUAAGAAUAAUAAUUUAACACAAACACAAGUUGCUAUUGUCGAUAAGGAUUUAACAAACGUUGAUAUUUUACAACAAUAUUUUGAUAAAGCAAGAGUAUUAUUAUGCAUGUUUCAUGUUCUGAAAUAUUUAAAAACUCGAAUUAAUAUGCUUAAAAUUCCAUUAGACAAUCGAAUGAAUAUUAUGAAAAAUGUUCGAAAGUUACUUUAUGAUAAUGAUCAAAUGUCAGCUAUAUAUCUGGAAGAAAUAAAAAACAAUUCAGAAGAAACAGAUUUCUACGAAUAUUUCGAAGGAAAUUGGUUCUCGUGUUGCGAAAUGUGGCAAAUAAAGCAUCGUAAAAGUCUAUUUAACUUUGGUACUGAUACGAAUAAUCAUAUUGAACGGUUUAACAGAACAUUAAAUGAUCAUAUAUCACCUAAAAUGCACAUAUCUGAAUGCGUAGCAAAAUUGAUUUUGAUUGUUGAUGACGCUAAAGCCGAUGAAAUGAAUAUAAAUAUUAAUUUGAAACAAAAGGUUUAUAAUUAUGAUGAUUCAGCGUUACUUAAAAGAUUUCAUUCACAAAUUACAAGUAAAGCUAUUGAAUUAUUACGAAAACAAAAUGAAGAACUUAAACAUGAACAUUACUUUAUCGAAGAAAUUGAAGAAAGUAGAUGA
Messenger RNA from Didymodactylos carnosus, 1229 nucleotides. Lineage: Eukaryota; Metazoa; Rotifera; Eurotatoria; Philodinida; Philodinidae. The record is from the annotation of a GenBank genome assembly.